GCACGGAGGAUUACGAAGAGCUGAAGAUUUUCAUCUAUGAUCCUUGGGCCAUCGAUGGCACAGUUGAGGACCUCCCAUCUCGUUUCCACGUGGACGUCCAUGCGGCCGUUCAGCGCAGCGCCGCGGACGUGGGGAGCAGCUGUGAUUGGAUGCUGUCCGCGUGUACCGAGAGCAGCAACCAUCCCUUCACGAUAAGACGUCAAUUGGGGCAAGAAGUCAUCAUUCUGAGGAAGUUCUUGGCAAAUCCGUUGCCAGCCAGCGACCCAAAGGAUGCAGACAUUUUUGUGGUUCCGGCACUGAUUGGCUCUGCAUGUAUGGGAGGUCUCUAUGACACCCACUGCACCACGCCGCUGGAAGAGUUUGGCGAUGAUCUCUUUGAGCUGCUACCCUUUUACAACGCAGAAACGCGGCAUCGACACCUCUUCCUGGGCUCCAUUGACAAACGAAAUUUGCCGCUUGACAUCCAAGCGCAGAGUUUGCUGCUCUCGUGUGGGGCUUCCUGGGGCGAUCGCCCUGGACAUUUGGUGGUCCCACCGAGCGUCACCGAUGUCGAGCUGCAAGUAGCAAGUGGGCCAAGCACAGGAGAACGAGAGAUCUUGUUCUUCAUGACGAUGGUUCCCAACAAUCCCAUCCGCCAUGAGAUCUAUCGACAGCUGGAAGGGUUGCGGGGUAGCAAGGUGGUCCUGCAGGAAUUGGACAGAUCCCUGGACGUCUGGGAAAAGAUCAAGGAAAGACGGUUUGAUGUCGUCACAAUGGAUCAUCACGCAGAAUCUUUGACUUCAACUUGCGUGGUGAUGGGUGCCGCAGACCACAUUGAUUGCUUCAGCCGACUGGUCGUGUCCGGUGAGGAAAGCAGGAUGCGGUCCUCGAUUUUCUGCCUUUGUCCACCCGCGGAGAACACCGCGGCGGGCACGAAGCGCUUGUUUGAUGCCAUUUUGUCCGGCUGCAUCCCUGUCGUGAUCAGCUUCCCCACCCUUUGGGGCAGCGGGAUCAGUUGGUGGCGCACAGAUGGGGCGCCCAUUGAAUGGUCCCUGCCCUUCCCAUCCGACGUCCAGUGGCGGCGCUUGGUGGUGGAAGUGAGCGAAGCAGAGCUGCUGAAAGGAAGCUACGGCUUGCUGUUUGCGGCCUUUCGAAGCGAUGUGGAGGAAAAGCAGCGAUACAUCGCGGAAGUCAGGGACCUCCUUGUCUACGACCUUGCAGGCGGACGCCAGGAUGCUUUCAGCGUGGUCAUGGAUUCGCUCCGGCGGAUCUUGCCACGCCUGUACCGUGCGGUGGUGCCGCUGUCCAGGCCUUUGGUGUGCGAAAGAAUACCUUUGCUGCAGGACCUCAGCGAAGCGGGAGCCAAAGGAUGGUCGUCCUCCUAUGGCGAGUUCGCUUGUGAUCCCAUGGCGUUUUGGCAUCGCUGCAGCGACUUCUGGAGCUCGGAGAGGAAACACGUGGAGCCUCUGAAGCUCUCCGGUUUCUUGCGGAGUUUUCAGCUGCGAACACCAGAAGGCAGCGAUGCGCCUUUUUUGGGGCCACGGCACGGGCGAGGUCGACAGGCGCUUUUCUACAACUUCUCUCAAGAUUUUGUGAAGAACGGCUUCGAACACCGCAGCUUAUUCACUGGAGAAAGGCCUUUUCUCGUCUGCAGCAAUCCGCGCUUUCCAUCGGCUCUGCACAUGCUCGACGCAACGGAGCAGCGACGGCAGGUGAGCUACGUGGAUGCCAGCGAAUGCCGCAUCCCGCCGCCGUUGCCCCCUGUGCUACGCCAUGGGCCCGUCAGGGCCUUGUGGCAGCUGGUCUUCGCAGUGUGUAACACCAUGGCGUGGGAAAAUACCCAAGAUGUGGCACGUAUCGUUGAGGACCAUUGGGUGCUUCCCAUGUCUCAUGACUUUCAACUGGUGGCCUAUGACGCUUGCCAGGAUGCGGUGGAGAACGUGGGCUCAACGCUGGUGGAGCAUGUUUUGGCGUUGAAGAUGCAACAGGAACAAGGUCUUGAGAUCCCAGAGGUGGUGGUGUUCUUUGCUGGAAUGGUACCGCAGGAAGUAGAUCUUCACUUUCAGAUCAUCGACCGUCUACAAGAGUACUUCGACGCGUUGGGUGGUGACCCGUGGCUGGUGUCCUUCGAUGGCCAUCGUGCGCCCGGACUCUUGUGUGAUGGCUUCCUGACCACCUUCCGUUCCAAAUGUCCCGCCCAAGAGCUGCAGCCUUUGAGCCGUUCAUCGCCUCACGUCCUGGCUUUCAACACGACCAUCCUCAACAGAGUACCUGAAGUGCAUCUGCAAGUCAUUGCAGCGGAAUCUCAUAGUUUCCAUGUGCAAAUCGACUUUUUGACCGUCCUGAGUUUCAAGGCGAUACGGAGCCUGUGGCGUGCAGGCCGUGCCAAAGUGAUUGCAGAUAGCAGCUUGACGAGUCGGCGAGACGAGUCGGAAUGUUCCCGCUCUUAUCAGCAAGCGUAUGACAACUACCUUGACAGGAGCGGCUUUCAUUUGUCCUAUGGAAAUCAGGCACUUCGGGCGCAAGCUUUGGGAUGUUUGGAUUGGAAUGGCAGCUACAGCCUGGUGGACACAGGUUUGCCGGCGGCCUUUGAUGAGGACAGCAGCUGGGCCAAGCCCAGUGGCAUCGAUGCGGUGAAAAUGGACUUCCUAAAGACUGCAUGGGGAGCCAAUGUCCACAACCAUCCACCAGUGCCGGAGUUCGGAAGCAGCGCGUCCGUGGAGGAGAUCGGAGUCUUCAGUCUUUGCCAUCCACCACUCUGCAAAGCUCAUGUGACUUGGACGUUGGAGCUUGAUACAGGCUGCAAGUUGCAGAUCGGUUAA
This is a messenger RNA of Cladocopium goreaui, 2801 nucleotides long. The record is from the annotation of a GenBank genome assembly. NCBI's taxonomy places the organism in Eukaryota, Dinophyceae, Suessiales, Symbiodiniaceae.